Aedes albopictus (Asian tiger mosquito) is the source of this 4430-nucleotide messenger RNA. Its product is annotated as homeobox protein goosecoid. Gene Ontology annotation, cellular component: nucleus. Gene Ontology annotation, molecular function: RNA polymerase II cis-regulatory region sequence-specific DNA binding; DNA-binding transcription factor activity, RNA polymerase II-specific. The coding region runs from base 164 to 997 and encodes 277 amino acids. Gene Ontology annotation, biological process: regulation of transcription by RNA polymerase II. NCBI's taxonomy places the organism in Eukaryota, Metazoa, Arthropoda, Insecta, Diptera, Culicidae. The transcript is spliced from 3 exons. The record is from RefSeq and is a predicted model, not a curated record.
UAUCAAUCACGACGGUGAUCACGGAAAUUUUUAUCUGCUCUAAAGAGAUUAAACCGAUUAGGAAUUAGUCGAAUCAAUAGUGAAGUAGUUGUAACUUUUUGUGCAUUUCGCUAAUAAAGCGUCAAUCGGUUUGAGCAUUAGUUCGCAAGGAGUGCAUUUCAAAAUGUUCGGUAACGAGCAUUUGGAAGAUCCCCGAGUAGCGAAAGAAGAACCAGACGUGCAAACAAAUUUAUCGAAGGACAAAUCACCUUUUGUGUCGAUUUUCACCAUUGAAAGCAUACUAGGACUGAAUUCGCAACUGUCUAAAAGUUCGAUCAACGAUAAAAUGCUAUCAUCGCUGGAUACUAGACAAAUGCCGCAGGUGUUGGCCCCAGAUGGCAUAAAAAAUAGUCCAACGAACUAUUUUCACUAUUCUGGAAUAAAUCCCCUCCACCAACCUGCCUCCCCAGAUAUACCCCUUCUAUCAACCAAUUUACUAGGAAUCACAUAUCCUUCGUCGUGCCACAGCUACAUGCAGCAUGAUUUAUUUGCCGCACAGCUUCAUUCGCCGGUCGGGCUGGUGUCCUGUGAUGGCAGCUUUCGGCCGCGAUACCCCUUUCUCAACGCCGACACCCACAUCAAGCGGAAAAGAAGACAUCGCACCAUUUUCACCGAGGAGCAACUAGAGCAGCUCGAGGCAACCUUCGAUAAGACACACUAUCCAGAUGUGCUUCUGCGAGAAAAACUGGCCGUGAAAGUGGAUCUGAAGGAAGAACGAGUCGAGGUAUGGUUCAAGAACCGGCGGGCCAAGUGGCGAAAGCAAAAGCGUGAGGAACAGGAGCAGUACUCCAAUUUCGACAUCAACAACAAAAUUCGCAAGUUCAUCAACAUUCCUGUAAACACGCAGGAAAAACUUCGCCAAUUGCAAUCCGAAAUGCUAUCGUCGAAGGAUAAGAUGGUUAGCAAGUUUGAAGACAUGAGCACCAGUGACGAUGCCUCCGAUGUGGAAGUCGUAUGAUGAGGCAAUGAUGGCAGUUCAAGAACGAAGACGAUGAUGACGGCUGCUUAUAGUGCCCACGUGGAGGAAGGGGUUGCUUAUGAUUUUCCAAUAUCAUGCGGUCGAACAUAUUGUACAUAACUUUCGCAUAGUUUAAAUUAUUCUCUCGUCUGUGUUAUUGUGUGAUAUAAAACACGGCUUCCGUACUUUAGAAGCUGAAUCAAUCUUAAAUACACUCGUCUUGAUAAAUAAUGAUUGAAGAGUGUAGUAUUUCAUAAUUCACAAUUCGUGCUAAAAGAGUUUAAACGAAUUGUCGGAGUUUUUGAGGUGUGUUGGCUUUGUAACAUUCCAUCAAUAUAAGCACAAGAAAUAUAUGAAGUAGCUUUAUAAAUUUGUAUAAAUAAAAUGCAUUAUCAUCCUAACUAAGAACUAACAUCCAGACGAACAACGUCUUUUUCAUACAUUCCUGAUUUUAUCUCUUCGAUUAGGAGAAUAUAGCGUACCAAGCAACUUGGGCAGUGGCUGGUAUUUUGGGCAGUUUUUCGCUAUAACUCAGCUAACCAAUUGACUUGAAAUUUUGUUCACGGCUAAAUAGAAUCUUGUGCCAUUUGGGCAAGUGUACCUAUUUUGGGCACUUGCAACUAUAACUAAGUCAAUGUUAUGCCUAAUAACUUAAUUUUUGGCACACGGUGAGAUAUGUACAAUAUCAAACCCGACAAUAUAGAGUGUUUUUGUAUGCUCAACAACAUGCCAGAACAUCCGAAACAUGUAAAAAAAAUCUUGGUUAAAAGUUAUAAUAAAAAUGAUUUUCUACAAUUCUUCAUGCAGCGCAACAUACACGUGGUCUGUACUACUACCCGAAUUUGAAUUUUGAACGGACACGUUUAACGUUUCCAGUGAGCAAUUUGCUCGUUGAAGAAUAUAUGUAUGACAUCAGACACGGAGUAGCAUGCAACGCCCAUAAUAAACGCUUCGCUGUGGUCUAGUCAACAUGGAUAGACUCCGAAAACUUUUUUCCCGGCUAUCGCUGUAGGGGAGAUCGGGGCAUUAUGAACACCUCUGUUUUUGUUGAAACCGUUGACUUUUAUGUUAAACUUUCAAUGCAUAAGUGUAAAGUAAAGGUUGAUUGUUCUAUUUUUUAAUUGUGUCAAAAUAACCAAAAUAUCUUCAAAAUUAAAAAUCAUUUUUCAUUUGAUGGAACAGUUACAAUUUUGAAGCAGAGGCAAAUAAGGUGUGUGCUGGAUGAGUACGACUGGAUGUCGGAAUGCUGCCUUUAUCAGUCUAGGGUAAAUCAAAUCGGCAAGUUUGGCUUUUCCCGACGUUUCGGCUUUUUAUUAAGCUUUUUUCAAGGGGUAAGCUGUCAAUCGUUCCUCGUUACAUAAAGUAUUGCCAGAUUUUUGGGAGCGAGCUUCUUGUAUACAAUUUUGUACAUUAGUUCUACAAUUUUAGGACACUGGGACACUAUGGUAAUUAUCAACGACAUGACAUCCUAUGUAGGUGACUGAGGUUUGCACAGACAACAGACGUAACACCUAGCGUAACACUCACCAAAAUUAUUUGGCACAUGUAUUUAAUGAACAAUAUAAUUCUUCAUUUGAUUUCCGCGAUCCUUCCACCAGAGGUGCUAGUUUUCGAUCGCUUUGAUCUUUGUCAGUGAUGCAAACGAGCAUUACAGGCGAUUUGUAUAGAAGUGUACGUGUUAAACAAACGUCAAAUCGCAGUUCACCAUGACCGACAGUGUAUCGCGCGGUUCUAUCAAUAGGUGGCAGUGCGUUCAUGAAAAAGACGUCGGGCAAAAGUUUUGAUGAAUUUGCUCUAAGAGUUACGUCUGUUUGUCUGUGCUUUAAUUAACAUCUAUAUGGUUUCGCAUUAUGCGUUUUACCCUGUGUUUGCUACUUUCAGUAAAAAUGAAAUGGCAAUGUCGAGAAUCAUGCCUCGAGCGACAAUUAACUUCCUCUGAUGAUGGGAUCUCCAGUUAGCCUGGUGGUUAAGGCUAUGGAUCGCCAAUCCGGAGACGACUGAUUCGAUUCCCGUUCCAGUCCGGAAAAUGUUCUCGUCUCCCUGGGCAUAGAGUAUCAUUGUCCUUGCCUCACAAUAUACAAAUUCAUGCAAUGGCAGGCAAAGUAGGCCCUUCAGUUAAUAACUGUGGAAAUGCUCAAAAGAACACCAAGUUGAAGAGAGGCAGGUCAAGUCCCAGUGGGGACGUAGAGCCAUAAAGAAGAAGAAGAAGAUGGUUCUCUGGAAUGCUUAUUCGAUACACACUUCCCAAGAUGUGUGGACAUUACAUCUUCGGAUGAACCUGAUAAAUAUCAAUUGAACUUGCACUAAAUCGCUUUGCUCCUUUGUAAUCUCCAAAAUGUGAAUACUUUAAACAUGUUUUGAUAAAACUGCUUGUUUGCAGCCUUGCUAUUCCCAAAUCUUGGCGGGAUAAUACUGUCAAGUUUAUUCCGGGAGUGGGUAAUGCAUCGUGUGAAUAUCAGACCUAUCAGUUUGACAUCUUUUUUAAUGAUUAGAACGCUUUGUCGAGCAUCACACCCGUCCAGUGAAUCAAAAUUCAACCAUCGCGCAACAAUAACGACAAUGUCGCAACCUGAAUUUGUUGCGACAUUCUACCCAAUGCGACAUAGGUUUGUCCCAACUUGAACAAACUAGGACAAAGAUCGUGCACCACGAGUUUAGAGAUUUUUAAGGUUUGCAUUGUGAUUUUCGAGCGGUAACGUCGAGACAGUAAACACUGCAACACUGCUGCUGGAGAUGUAUCAUCAAAAAAGUUCGAUCUUGGGUUAGUAAUAAUUGAUUAUUCACGAGUUGAAAAGUGCGCAACAAAUUCCACCUCCGUUUUGUCUGCAACAAAAUUUUUCGGGAUCAUGUCAUUAUCUGUUACCAGUUGGGAUAAAGAGUAAUCGCCGCGUCUUCUUUGUUGCUUGUUUUGUGCCUCUUUUGUCUGUCAAUUAUCUUCACUGCACCCGUCAUUAUGUCACAUCUCGACAUUUUUUUUAUUCGUCAAUCACUUAACCUAAUUUACAGCUCUAUUGUCCACUAGGGCACUGCGUGAGCGAUUCCAAUUUGAAGCUGUACAUACACUUUGUACAGCGCCUAAAUGUAUACUAUUUUAAUUGUACUAUAUCGAACUGGUUGCCGUUGCGCUGCUUUUCACUCUCUACCUUAUCAUGGUAGAAUGAUGAGAACGAGGAUGUUGAUGUGUGGCGGUUGGUUGUUCCUGUUUCCAGUCCGAUUGGGGGUCCAUUAUGGGUUGCCGUUCGCCGAUGUCCAAGUAUCCGGGUUCAUUUGAGCCAUGGGCUCACAAGAGGGACAGUGUCAGCUGCUCCCAGGGGGAAAGAGCAACUGACGAAAGUGCCGGGGCUGGGAUCGAACCGAUGACCAUCUGCUAAUGAAGCAAACGUGUAGCCACUACGCCACGGGUCCCGGCUUUCUCGGUAUUAUGUCAAGCAGC